Molecule: messenger RNA, 2804 nt
Organism: Polyodon spathula (Mississippi paddlefish)
Lineage: Eukaryota; Metazoa; Chordata; Actinopteri; Acipenseriformes; Polyodontidae
Gene: tnfaip3
Product: tumor necrosis factor, alpha-induced protein 3
Exons: 9
Coding region: 264-2675 (803 amino acids)
Biological process (GO): positive regulation of Wnt signaling pathway; protein K33-linked deubiquitination; protein deubiquitination involved in ubiquitin-dependent protein catabolic process
Cellular component (GO): cytoplasm; nucleus
Molecular function (GO): DNA binding; cysteine-type deubiquitinase activity; K63-linked polyubiquitin modification-dependent protein binding
Source: RefSeq, a predicted model, not a curated record
UUCAACUUAAUUUAUUUCAUUGUAUUUAGAAGUUGCUGGUCGCGGGGUUGUUAGCGUUGUUAGCUAAAACCCUUGAUAGUCAAAGUGUACAGUGACGUUGACUAGCAUAUUACAAAAUGUAUGUGACGAUUUAAUGGCGUUUGUUUCCUACUACUUGGGUAACUUACUUCUAAAAAGGUAUUUCUUUGGAGCCGAUUUGUGAAUUGUACAGACUAUUGUAGAGGACUAUUUUGAGUAAACAGGUUUAAUUUAUUUCAGAUAACAUGUCCAGCCAUCAAAGCAUGCUGCCCCAGUUUUUGUUUAUCAGCAACUUCUUAAAAGCUGUCAAGAUAAGGGAAAGAGUCCCAAAUGAUGUUGUCAAGCCUUCCACUACCAACGGGAUCAUUCCUCACCUUAGGAGCAUGCACAGGUGUACUUUGGAAAUGUUCAGGAUGAGCCAGUUCCCUCAGCAGUUCAGGGAAGUGAUUCAGAAUGCACUCUUGGAUCGAGCCAUGCAAAGCUCCCUGGAGCGGGAGAAAAAACUGAACUGGUGCAGAGAGGUCAAGAAGCUGGUUCCACUCCGGACCAAUGGUGAUGGAAACUGUCUACUUCAUGCCGCUUUGCAGUACAUGCUCGGGGUCCAAGACACAGACCUCGUCCUUCGGAAAGCACUUUACAGCGCUCUGAAAGAAACAGACACACGUAACUUUAAACUACGUUUUCAGGUUGAGUCUCUGCAGUCGCAAGAGUUUACACAGACAGGUCUCCACUACAACACAAUGAACUGGGAGGAAGAAUGGGAAAAGCUAGUUGAAAUGGCAUCACCAGCGGCAAGCCGCAAUGGUCUACAGUAUGAUUCCCUGGAGGAUAUUCAUAUACUUGUGCUGGCCAACAUCAUUCGGAGACCAAUCAUUGUAAUUGCAGAUCAGGUGUUGAGAAGCAUGAAGUCUGGCUCAACUUUUUCUCCCCUGAACGUUGGAGGAAUUUACUUGCCCCUGCACUGGCCGUCUGGACAAUGCUACAAAUAUCCCAUAGUCCUUGGCUAUGACUCGCAACAUUUUGCACCCCUUAUCACUAUUAAAGACAGUGGCCCAGAAAUCCGUGCUGUUCCAUUAGCAUACCAAGGAAGAGGCAAAUUUGAAGAUUUAAAAAUCCACUUUCUGAAUCAGUCUGAACAGCGUGAGAAAGACAAACUACUAAAUGACUACAUGAUGUUGAUUGAAAUUCCAGUCCAAGGAUUUGGUUAUGAUACAACACACAUUAUCAAGGCUGCAAGACUCGAUGAAGGUAACUUGCCAGAGGAUGUGAACCUAAUGGAUGAUUACCUGCAUGUGGUCAACCACGAAUACAAGCAGUGGCAGGACAAUUCGGACCAUGGUAGACAGCCCUGCUACAGAGAUCCACAGCACUUCUCCAUGUCCCAGCUCUCCCUCAUUGAAAUUAAAUGCGACACAAACAGGUGUCCAUACUACAUUUCCAUGGACACUAGGCCUUACUGCCAUGAGUGCUUUGAACGGAGGAUGUCAAAUGGGAAGCCAGAAAUCAAACCCAGAAGUCAGAGUCCCCAAGCUGGAACAGAGUCUCAGAAAGGGACUGGAACUGGCUCGACAAAAGCCGUUGGUUUUGUUCCUCCUGGACUUACUAAUGACACUUCAUUGUCCUGUUCUCGAUCUGCUCCUCCAAUGACACCGAGUGUCUGCCACUUUAGUGAAACACAUGCUAUGAAGUGCAAGACCCCAGAGUGUGUCUUCACAUUAAAUGUGCAGCACAAUGGACUUUGUGAGCGUUGCUUUAUGGCCAGGCAAGCCAGUCAAGUUCCUAACCAGGAGGAGCCUUUCAUGCCUCAUGUGCUACCACCAGUGGAUUCAACUGGGCAAGGAACACGGUGCAGCCUCUGCCAGCUGGAUGUUAACCGGACUUUCAAUGGCAUGUGUGCAUCGUGUAUGGAAAGGACUGACAACGAGAGGUCAAUUAUUCCACAUCACCAGAGAUCCAGGCUAGAGCCUGCUCAAGCAGCAAGGGGGUGGCCUCAGCAGUCUGGACCUUGGGCUACGACCACUGGUGCUGAAGACUCUGGUUUCCCAGCACAAAGCCCUGUAGCAUCAAAGUGCAAAAGAUCAGGUUGCAAGUUUUAUGGGACCGUGAAAAACCUUGGGUUCUGCUCCAUGUGUUUUAACCAAUAUAAAGUAAACCAUGAAAGUGAAGCCCCACUGUCUCCCCAAAGAAAACCUCCUCUUGCCACUCCCUCAUCUGGAUAUCCCUGCACUGCUGCUGCUAACUUCCAAAACACCUCCCGCUGCCUGGACCAGCACUGCACCAACCUGGGCAACUCCAUGUUCGAAGGGUACUGCAAGAAGUGUUUUCUGAAAGAGCAGGGAAUGCGAUUAAAUGAAGGAAGACAGGCAGAAGAACCAUCUCCUCCUUUACUUGAGAGAUCAGCCCCUCAAAGGCAGGCACACAACUGCCUAAGUCCACAGUGUUUAAAAUGUGCCAGGAACAGUUGCAACAACAUCGUAUCAAGCAGGGGAGAGCUGUGUGCAGAGUGCCAGCGGAGUGGCACAAGGGCUAGACGACUGGCAGCAGGAGAGGCACCAAAACAACGCUGCAGGGCCCAAGGUUGUGACCACUACUCCAACCAGGACAAAGAUGGUUACUGCAAUGAGUGUGACCUAUUCCGACAGAUUUAUAGGGAGUAAAAGUGAUGCACAAAAGAGUUGGAAUGCUGGUGCUAACAAUAAAAAACAACACACAAGUUGACCCAGUUUUUAUGACUUAUCACACCCCAGAGCCUGGCACCUGUUCCACCUUCAUAAGCCAAACUGCUA